AGCUGUAUGUGCAGGCAGAGUGGUAGUGUUGGCUAAAUCUCUUUAGUUCCAUAAAAAGUAGAAAUUUUCGACAGGAAAAGCGCUGAGGAAAUGCAAAUUGUUGAUAGUUACAAUACUUGUCGUCAACAAAAGUCAUAAAGCCAGCAAUGUGAGGAACUGAGUCCCAGUAUUGGUUUGUGCGUUGAGUAGUCUAUGACAGCGACAGCGGAACGCUGCUCAGCUAGCAACCAUCGAUUUUUUUCGAUCCGAGGCGAGAAUCUAAAACGAAUGUGGCUGCAUCUUUUCUCUCUUCCUCCUCGUCGCGAUUGAGCAAUCUCAGCAGUAGAAUUAAAUAGAUUAGAUUACCAUGACAAAUACCGAUCACGUUGCUCUGACACUAGCCUCCACCUCAAUAACGGGAGGCGUGCCCAGCGAUGACGGCAAUCUUUCACUUUCCCGCAAGAGUCUGCGACGAUCGUGGAAUCAGCUGCCCCGUUGUCAACGCAAUCUGAUUAUAAUGGGCUUGACGGCAUUCUGUUUUACGGCGCUGCUCUUUCUGCCCGGCGAUCAGCUGAUCAACAUAAAGGAUGUCCAUCUGAAGCCGGGAGCAGCUCCAUUCCAUAUACGGCGAGAGAAUACCCUACAGAAUCCGCAUCACCAUCCGCACAGUGCGCAAAGCAAGGAUGGCAGCAGUCUUAUCAACGAAUUACCCGGCGAUAUUUCGGCAGCGGUCGCAUCGCCAAUGACGGUUGGAAGCCACCCGAUUAAGGCAAAGCCGGCAAUUGAUAAGUUUGAUGGUACUAUGGACUAUCCGAUGGAAACGAACUCAGCGGAGAACGUUGUUAAUCUGCCCGAAACGGUUCACUCUCUCAAUGAGAAUGGCAAUGGACUAAUCGACAUUGUCAACAACGUGGAACAGACCCUUGAGCAGCAAUCCUCGCUGGCUCUCGAUGAACCCUCGAGUAUACGUGACGAACUGGAGGAGGCCAUUCGACAGCCCAGCAAAUUGGCAAAUGUCGACAUAAAGCAGCAUCUGCUGCAGAUGGAAUCACAGCUGGCAAAGGCCCAGCAUUUCCAUGGGGCUACCAAUGAGCGCCAGGCUGCAGUUGUGGCCGCCUUCAGGCACUCCUGGGCCGGUUACAAGAAGUACGCCUGGGGCCAUGACAAUCUAAAGCCCGUCUCGCAAGGCUCCCACGAGUGGUUUGGCCUCGGACUCUCAAUAGUGGACUCUCUGGACACAAUGUACAUAAUGGGAUUAGAAGACGAGUUUAAUGAGGCACGCGAUUGGGUGGCGAAUUCGUUGCACUUCCAUACCAAUCGAGAUGUGAAUCUCUUUGAGGUGACCAUUCGGGUGCUUGGUGGUCUUCUGUCCGCCUAUCAUUUGAGCGGCGAUAGAAUGUUUUUGGUUAAAGCAUCUGAGCUGGGCAAUCGCUUGCUGCCCAGUUUCCUCUCACCAUCGGGCAUACCCUAUUCGGAUGUGAACUUGGGUGAGAGAUCUGCGCAUUCGCCCAAAUGGUCACCGGACAGCUCAACUAGCGAAGUGACAACCAUACAAUUGGAGUUUCGUGAUCUCAGCCGCUCCACAAAUGUUCCUAUUUAUGAGCGUGUGGUGAACGUGGUAAACGAGAAGAUUCAUGCGCUGGAUAAGAGUCAUGGCCUGGUGCCAAUAUUUAUAAAUGCCAAUACGGGCACCUUUCGUAAUUAUGCCACCAUCUCGCUGGGCGCACGUGGCGAUUCAUAUUACGAGUACUUACUUAAGCAAUGGCUCCAAACCGGUCGCAAGGAUAACGACAAUCUUAUACUGGACUACAUGCAAGCAAUCGAUGGCGUCCUCACGCAAUUGAUGCGACGCACGCCACGCGAAAAAUGGGUCUAUAUUGGGGAGCUGAUAAAUGGACACGAUUUUAAGCCGAAAAUGGAUCAUCUGACGUGCUAUUUGCCCGGCACCCUGUUGCUGGGCCAUCAGAAUGGUAUGCCCGAUUCGCAUCUGAUGCUCGCCAGAGAUAUGAUGGACACCUGCUAUCAGACGUACAUCAGACAACCCACUCAAUUGGCAGCGGAGAUAUCAUAUUUUGCACUGAACGAGAAGGACGAGAAUGAUAUUUAUGUGAAGCCGAACGAUGCACACAAUUUGCUGCGACCCGAGUUUAUUGAGAGUCUUUACUAUUUCUAUGCGCUUACUGGCAAUCGCACUUAUCAGGAUAUGGGCUGGAACAUAUUCCAGGCAUUCGAGAAGCACUCAAAGGUAGCCGCCGGCUACACAUCCCUGGGCAAUGUGAAGAACACGCUGAACACACCAAUGCGCGAUCUCAUGGAGAGCUUCUGGAUGAGCGAGACCUUGAAAUAUUUCUAUUUGCUGUUCAGUGACAAUCGCAAGGAGAUCGACCUGGACAAAUGGGUCUUCAACUCGGAGGGUCAUCCACUGCCCGUGUACGAGAACUAGCUUUAAAAACAAACGCGACCACAUUUGCUGCAUCAAUACCAUCUAAGAUAGUCCAUAAGUCUAUGAUGAAAACCCUCAAAAACUGUGGCAAUUUGGCAGUACUCUCUUAGUCGUAGUGAAGCGCAAAUGCCAAAUACAAUGCCAAGCUUAGGAUGCAAAACAUAGAUAAAUGCACUUGGCCAAUAUGUAAUCAAGAUUUGUGUGAUAUUCGUACUGAGUUACCACAUUAUUAUUAUUAUUAUUAUUUAUUUAUUUAAUUGUCGUUAGCACCGAAAACAAUGUUGCACACCAACUGCCGCAAUGUUGAUAAUUAUAGCAAUAUUUAACUGGUAGGUACUUAGUACAUGUUUAUGUAAAUUCCCAUAUGGUAUUCGAUUUGUAAAAGCCAACAAAAAAAAAAUGUAGUCCGGUUUUUAACAAAAUAAAUAACAACAGAAAAAAAGGGUAUUGAUUAAAUAAAAUGCUUGAUAUUGUAAGUAUCUCUGUACUUACGUCGAUAAAUCUGAAAAUUGCCACUUGCACAUGGCGGAUAAUAAAAGACUCGUAAUUUAAAAUUG
Drosophila grimshawi is the source of this 2979-nucleotide messenger RNA. RefSeq names its product endoplasmic reticulum mannosyl-oligosaccharide 1,2-alpha-mannosidase (gene alpha-Man-Ib). The coding region runs from base 347 to 2422 and encodes 691 amino acids. Gene Ontology annotation, molecular function: calcium ion binding; mannosyl-oligosaccharide 1,2-alpha-mannosidase activity. Gene Ontology annotation, biological process: carbohydrate metabolic process; N-glycan processing. Lineage: Eukaryota; Metazoa; Arthropoda; Insecta; Diptera; Drosophilidae. The transcript is spliced from 6 exons. Gene Ontology annotation, cellular component: membrane; endoplasmic reticulum. The record is from RefSeq and is a predicted model, not a curated record.